Molecule: messenger RNA, 492 nt
Organism: Pyrus x bretschneideri (Chinese white pear)
Lineage: Eukaryota; Viridiplantae; Streptophyta; Magnoliopsida; Rosales; Rosaceae
Exons: 3
Coding region: 1-492 (163 amino acids)
Source: RefSeq, a predicted model, not a curated record
AUGCUAAUGUAUUUUCUGGUGAGGGCAGGGCAGUCUGAGUAUGAGAGCAUAGGAGUAAUCAACACAAAUCCGGUUGUGAAAACUUCUGUCGAUAAGGAGUUGUCGGAGAAAGGAAAGAAGCAGGCAGUGAGGUCAGCUUUCAAUUUGAGGGAAAUGGGAGCUUGUGACAAGGACUGUUGGAUAUGGCCUUCUCUCACCCAGAGAGCUUACCAGGCUGCAGAGAUGAUUGCAGCCGUUAAUGGGGUCAGUCGAAGGUGCGCAAGUUAUAAUUUUGUUAAUGCACCGCAGGUAUAUGCAUCAGACACUCUUCCUCCCCCUAUCGAUGAUGGAACCACAAACGAGAGCGUCUCAGACAUAUUCAUUCGGGUGAUACAGCUCAUGUCCAAACUCAAGACUCAGUAUUCUGAAGACACUGUGACCAUUGUCUCACCAGAUUCAGAAAAUUUGACAGUCCUUCAAGCUGGUAUAACUGGACUUGACUUGCGCAGGUAA